Molecule: messenger RNA, 858 nt
Organism: Macrosteles quadrilineatus (aster leafhopper)
Lineage: Eukaryota; Metazoa; Arthropoda; Insecta; Hemiptera; Cicadellidae
Gene: Bug22
Product: cilia- and flagella-associated protein 20
Exons: 2
Coding region: 269-850 (193 amino acids)
Biological process (GO): cilium assembly; regulation of cilium beat frequency involved in ciliary motility; positive regulation of cell motility
Cellular component (GO): motile cilium; ciliary basal body
Source: RefSeq, a predicted model, not a curated record
CGGUUCGGUAUCGGAUCGGUAGUGAGGGUUGGUAAUGUCUCCUUAGUGUGUUUUGGUUUUUGGUAACCAUUAGCAACCAGUGAUGGAUGGCAUUUCUUUUUAUGUGAACUAAACUAACCGGUGUAGAUUUAUUAGGCCUCUACCGUAGAUAUUUUAACAAGAAGGGUCUUCCGUUUUGCAUUUUUUGUAAUACGUUAAUUUUACUAAGUGAAUGUUUGCUGAAUGUUCAAAGUUAUAUAAACAAACCUAGCCUAUUCAAUUAUAAAACAUGUUUAAAAACACUUUCCAAAGUGGUUUUUUGUCCAUUCUCUACAGUAUUGGAAGCAAGCCAUUGCAAAUAUGGGACAAAAAAGUACGCAAUGGACAUAUCAAGCGAAUCACUGACAAUGAUAUUCAAUCACUUGUUCUGGAAAUUGUUGGCACCAAUGUGAGCACAACAUUUAUCACAUGCCCGGCUGAUCCCAAGAAAACGUUGGGCAUCAAGUUACCAUUUUUGGUCAUGAUCAUCAAAAACCUGAAGAAGUAUUUCACGUUUGAAGUCCAGGUGUUGGAUGACAAAAAUGUCAGAAGAAGAUUCAGAGCCAGCAACUACCAAUCCACAACUCGAGUAAAGCCGUUCAUUUGUACAAUGCCUAUGAGACUCGAUGACGGAUGGAAUCAGAUCCAGUUCAAUCUGGCAGACUUUACUAGGAGAGCGUACGGAACUAACUACAUUGAAACACUCCGAGUGCAGAUUCAUGCCAACUGUAGGAUAAGAAGAGUGUAUUUCUCUGACCGGCUCUAUUCUGAGGACGAACUGCCUGCUGAAUUCAAACUGUUUUUACCAAUCCAAAAUAAAGUUAAGCAGUAGAACUCGUA